Molecule: messenger RNA, 5495 nt
Organism: Uranotaenia lowii
Lineage: Eukaryota; Metazoa; Arthropoda; Insecta; Diptera; Culicidae
Gene: rempA
Product: intraflagellar transport protein 140 homolog
Exons: 4
Coding region: 400-4815 (1471 amino acids)
Biological process (GO): intraciliary retrograde transport
Cellular component (GO): intraciliary transport particle A; ciliary basal body; axoneme
Molecular function (GO): protein binding
Source: RefSeq, a predicted model, not a curated record
UACCAGAAACACCUUGCCAGAAUUAUGUCCGUUAUAUCUGCCUGCAAGCAAAAACAGUUUCCUUUUCUUAUUAGAAAACAACUUGUAGCUUGAUCGGGUUCGUUCAAAGACCAAACGUAUAAAAAUAUAGUUGUAAAUCCAUAGUGUUUUGAUGAAUGAAAUCGUAUUCUCGGGUGACCUUGAUCGUGUGAAUAUUGAAGUGAACGUGUAGAAACCAUGGAAACCCUCUGUUGUACCAUCCGAUGUAAACAAUUCGAUUUAUGAAUGAAAAGUGUCCCGUUUCCGUGGAAAAUGUACCAUUGAGUGUUCUUCGGAUGUUAAAUCGAUAAAAAAUUUCACUGUAGGAAGAUCUACAGCUUGUCAGUGAUACUUUUGAGUAAAAAAAUCAUUUGAUCAGAAAUGACGCUCUACUUCGACAGUAAAGUUCAAUUUUUGGACAGCGAAGCCAUCAGUACCGUUAGCUGCUGGCAUCCUAUAGAACCGCUUUUUGCCGUCGCUUCGUAUAGCAACGAAAGGGGAGGAUCGGUGACGAUUUUCGAUGACACGGGUGUCCCUUUGAGAAAUGUCACAUAUCCGGUACACUCGACGUCCCAGGCCACCGUUUUGACGUGGCAUCCGGAGAAAAAAAUCCUUCUGAGUGGAUGGGAGAACGGGGAAAUCCAUGCCUGGUUCGAAGGCAAGCGGGACUUUACGACCAUCAAUGGGCCGCACAAAUCACCGAUCAUGCUGCUCGAGUUUAGUGAAAAAGGAGGUCGGGUCAUAACGGCCGAUGCCAUGGGAGUGCUGACCGGGUGGCGGUACGAUGGCCAUGGACAGUUUUUGACUAUGUUCAAUCAUGACCUUAGAGAUCCUCUGUUACACAUUACCUUCCGCAAAUCGAUCGAGAGUGCCAGCAACCGGGAGCUGACCAGUUUGGCUAAAGCCGCCGUGGCCGGAGAUGAAGCAGCUCUGGACACGUUGACAACGUGGAGGCCACGCACGGCAGUCAGAAACCUGGGUCAGACUUCGCUGCAGGAUAACUAUUGUUUCUACGCAUGCACUCAGGCUGGGAUACUGUACUUUAUCAAUCAAACUGGAACGUGUACCGAGAUCGUUCGCGGAGACAGCAUUCCGAUAGUUCAGAUGUUGUGGCACCCUAAGCAAGACUCGAUCGUGCUUCUGCUGGAGGACAUCACCAUAGGGCACUACGAGGUGGACAGCAGCGGCCAGAUCAGUGAAUUGGAUCGGGUGAAACUGUCUGGAUCGGUCAAAGCGUCCGGUUACAAAAGCUCGAUCACCUGGGUAGCCGGCGUUGGGGCAGCCCUUGCUAUCCUAACGGGAGACCUAUCGGUUCGUAUUUGGGAUAUCGAAAGCAACGACAACUACGUGCUUUCCAUGGAGCUUACCAGUGGAGUGGGAUCCGUGUUAAAUGACACAGGUGCUGCGGCAAUAGGGAUGAAUCGUAAUCCAGCGGUAGAAGUUUUCACCUGCGUGGCGUACUCGAAGGAAAAUCAAACUUUGAGUGCAGGGACAAAUCAGGGCAAUCUGUACACGUGGCGCAAGUUGAACGUCAUUCGAUCGUACGAUUAUCCAGAGAAGCAAUGGCAACUUACGAAUGUAACACCGGUCCGAGGAACCAUUAAAAGUUUGACCUGGGGUAUUACCGAUGCCAAUCGACCAUGCAUGAUGGUAAAUUGUCUGUCGAAUGUGUACAUUUUGAAGGAACAAGCGUUGUUAUCAGGUCACACGCGAAACCUGUGGGCUACUCAGAAAAAAUCCAACGAACUGGAGUUGGUCCAACAAAGCACAUCGGUGGCCAGUGGACAAAGUCCAAGGUUCAGAACUGCGACCGUAAGAAGUGACAAUUCCAUUAUCAAUCUGGCGUUGAAUGAGAUCAGUUUGGUGCUUACCAAUGGCCGAACCGUGUCGAUUUAUCGAGUAGGGAAUGCAGGCGGGGGAUCAUCGAUGAUUUCCUCGGCAGCAUCCGUGUCAGAUUACGAUGGAGAAUCGUUGAUGCUAACUCCUGCUGGAUCAUUUUUGGUGGACUGUGUCGCCAUUUAUCUUUACGAGCAAAAUGUCGUAGCUCUGGGCUCGGACCAGGUCAAAAUCUACUCACUCAGCGGAGUCAUCUAUCAGGAGAUCUUUUUCAGCGAUAACGAGGGCAAACCAAUUGGUGCGGAUCUGCUAAACCACUUUUUGACGGUGUUUACCAUCAAUGGGUACGUCAAGUUGUUCGACAUUUCGCGGCACGAGUUGAAACUGAUUCAACCGCCCAAGAGUGCGUACGAUCUGUUUGAAAAGUUCGGCGAGAUCAUUAUGGCCAAGAGCAAUGCCAAUGGAACGUAUUUGGCCUUUACAAUUGCCAAUGAGCAGCUACUGCCCGAUGGUAAACUGUACCUGUGGAAUCUGGAGAGUAACAGCGUGAAACAUUUUGAGUUUCUUCGCAAGGACGGCGUUGAAGGAACUCAGCAGGUGACACAAUAUCUGCCAAUCACGUUUUAUUGGGACAGUGAUGACCCGCGAAUGUUGGCAUGCGAGACCAAAACCAUCCCGGGUGGGAAAAAUAAAGGAUCUCAUAUUUCUGAAUCCCAGAUUCAGCUUUUAUUCAUUGAUCAACAGUCGCAGAUGAAGGAAUUGGAAACGAUCGAUCUGGGAAGCGGGGACCAACUGAUUAACCUGUGCAUUCCACAUGUUGUUAUUUUAAGGCUGAAUCAGAUAGAACGGAUCCCUCUUAGGGAUUUCAAAGGCUUGGAAGAUUGUGAUGUGGCUACCCGAAAUAUGGUACUGAAUUUUAGUUUGAACGUAGCCCAGGAGAAUAUGGACCAGGCAUUCAGUUGUAUACGGUCGUUGAAAUCCGAUACCGUUUGGAGGAAUCUGGCGAAGCUGUGCGUUAACACCGGGAGGUUGGAUGUUGCCAAGGUUUGUUUGGGACAUUUGCAGCAGGCGAGAUCGGUUCGUGCGUUGAGAAAAGCAAUGGAAGAUCAAACGCUGGAACAUGAAUCUAGGGUUGCGAUUCUGGCGAUCGAAUUAAAUAUGAUUCCUGAAGCCGAAGCUUUGUACAAGAAGGUCGGCCGGUAUGAUCUGUUGAACAAACUCUACCAGGCAGCUGGGCGUUUUGACGAAGCCUUAGAAAUCGCUGAACAUUUAGACAGGGUGCAUCUUAAAAACACCUAUUACAAAUACGCCGAGUGGCUGAAGGAAAAUGGCAAAACUCAGAAAGCCAUCCAGUAUUACGAGAAAACUAACAAUCUAAUUCACAACGUAAGCCAGUUGCUCAUGGAUGAUCCUUCCGCUCUCAAAAAGUACAUGCAGAAUACGAAAGACCCUGGCCUGCUUAAGUGGUGGGCACAGUACAUUGAGAGUAGCGGCGAUAUGGAGGGAGCUUUCAAAAUCUACCAGAAAUCUGAGGAUUGGUUCUCUCAGGUGCGAAUCCUAUGCUUCAUCGGACAAGUUGGUAAAGCUGACGAAAUUGCUAGGACCAGUGGCGAUCGUGCCGCUUGUUAUCAUUUGGCAAGGUACUACGAAAACAGUGGCAAGGUUGCCGAAGCUAUACAGUUCUACACCAGAGCUCAAACUUAUGGAAACGCCGUUCGCAUUUGUAAGGAAAAUGAUCUUCAGGACGAUCUCUGGACAGUGGCUUGCACCGCCAGACCACGUGAUAAAGCUUCGGCAGCUGCUUAUUUCGAAGAAAAUGGUGAUUACCGUCGCGCUGUUGAACUGUACCAUCGAGCAGGAAUGCUUCACAAAGCCGUCGAAAUGGCCUUCAAAUCUCAACAACCCGAAUCGCUCCAAGUAAUCGCAUCGGAACUGGAUGGUAAUUCCGAUCCAGAACUCGUCAACCGUUGCGCAGACUUUUUCAUCGGAGUAGAACAACACUACAAAGCUGUUCAACUGCUGGCCAGCGCUCGACAACUGCAACGAGCUCUAACGGUUGCUGCCGACCAUUCCGUUCCGCUAACCGAAACUCUUUCCGAAAUCCUUACACCGACGAAGGAUGAAAUUCCUGACGAAGAUCGACUAAAAAUCUUAAUAAAACUUGGCGAAAUCCUCCAGGAACAAGGUGACUACCAUUCGGCCACCAAAAAAUUCACCCAAGCUGGCGACAAAAUACGGGCCAUGAAGAGCCUCCUCAAAUCUGGUGACACCGAUAAAAUCAUCUUCUUUGCCGGAAUGUCUCGUCAGAAAGAGGUGUACGUGAUGGCCGCUAACUACCUUCAAGCCCUCAACUGGCAGAGCGACUCGAAAAUCCUCAAAAACAUUGUCACAUUCUACACCAAAGGUCAGGCCUACAAUCAGCUGGCUAACUUCUAUGCCAACUGUGCCCAGGCCGAAAUCGACGAGUUCCGAGAUUACGACAAAGCCCUGAAAGCACUGCAAGAAGCUUCGAAGUGCCUUUCCCGAGCCACGCCUCCUUCACAGAAAAUCAACGACACCUUACAGCAGGCCAUGAUGGAAGUUCGCAAGGUCAUCGAACUUCAGGACGCGAUCGAAAGACGAGAAUACCUGGCGGCAAUUAAAAUUCUCAAAGUCAAACUAGAAGAAUCGGUUGCGCCACCGAUCCGUGUCUGGGACCUGCUGGCGAUGCUGAUCGAAUGCCUGGUUUCUACCAGUCAGUAUUCGGAGGCUCUGUUCUAUUUGAAACAGUUGGUGCAGAAAAAGUCCGACUGGUAUCAACAGGAGCUGAUCGAAAAGGCACUGCUCGAUAAGCUGGUCAUCGAGACGGGAAUCAAUUUGGAGCCGUACGUAACGCAAGGGCGGGUGCAGCGGCCGCUCACCUCGUCCACAGUCACCAUGGACAGUGAAGAAGAGGAAAUCCAGGAGGAGUUUGACCAUUGAAAGUUUAGGAUAAGUCCUGUGAGCGUGUUGUGUUCAUCGCACUUUCUGCACUUUAUCUGUUGAAUUAAAAAUACUAGCAAUAGAAUUGUUAGGUUGGCACAACAAAUAAAAAAUUUUACUAGUUCUUAAUCUUAUCACAUUCAAGACUAAAUUUUAAAAAUCCCCUUCUCAUGAAAAGUGAUAGUGAUUGCAAAAAAUUGCUAUUUUCAUAAACAGACGCAACUCGCUGUUGCAGAUUUUCACGAGCAUCUGCCUAUUUUGUAUGAAUCUCCAGAAGUCUUCCUCAUAACUAGCAAUCUCAAUUUGCUACAUUUUUUUUCAACCAGCGGAAGUCUCAAUCUGUGGUCAUCAUUUGUCAAUAGAAAUCUCAAACCGCCCAUUUUUAAUUUGUAGAGGUCUCAAUUUGAUGGUGCACUUUUUCAUAAGCAGAAUUUUUAAGCUAAAUCGAAAAAGAUAACUCUAUUCGGUUUCUUUUUUAACAGCAGUGGAAGUCUCAAUCGGCUUCAAUAAUUUUUUUUACAAAGUAGAAGGUCCUCUUUUGAGGAAAGAUCUCGGAAAAAGUUCUGGUAAACGGAAGUCUACAUCCUCUGUUUUUUCAUAGUAAAAAAUCUUUACCUGGCUUUAUUUAACGUGAAAAAGGUGAUAUUAUUACAACAUUAAAUGUUGUUUUUUAAAGCUUG